Molecule: messenger RNA, 768 nt
Organism: Botrytis sinoallii
Lineage: Eukaryota; Fungi; Ascomycota; Leotiomycetes; Helotiales; Sclerotiniaceae
Exons: 2
Coding region: 1-768 (255 amino acids)
Source: RefSeq, a predicted model, not a curated record
AUGUCCGCUUCCAAAGGUCUCCAACCUAGCACCCUCCCCCUCCGCCACAUGGUACAACUAGCCCAAGAUUUGCUACCCUUCGAUAGCGCUGCGAGCAGGGGAAAAAUCAUUCUCGAUGUGGGAUGUGGACCCGGACAGGUGACGGAGUAUCUAAUCGGAGAGUUUGGAUCUCUCCUCACGCGCACUUCUGAGGAGGAGGAUCAUCCGCAAACUCGGAUCCUAGCUUCGGAUUUCAGCGCACCCAUGGUGGCGCAGUUGCAGAAGAGGAAAGAGAGGGAGCUGGAGAUGGGGAAUGCGGCUUGGGGUGUGUGGAAACGGAGGAGCGGGUUGCGGGAAAUGUGGAGGGCGUUGAUGAGUGGGGGGGUUGGGGGGUGUACGUCGUGGAAGGAGAGUGAGUGGAUGGUGCUUAUGGGGGUGGGGGCUGCUGCUGCUGCGGAUGGGGAUGGAGAACCGAAGAGGAAAAUAGAGAUGCCGAAAGAGUGGAUGAGUAUAGAGGGGCUAAAGAGGGAAUUUGAGGAAGUGGGAUUUGUGGAUGUGCAGGUUGUGGAGAGCGAGGCGAAGUGGAGUUUUGAGAGUCAUGAGAGUGUUGUGGAUAUGAUAUUGGGGUUUUCCGGGGAUGAAGAUGAUGGUUGGGGAGGAGAGGUGGGGGAAGGGGGGAGGGAAAUGGCGAGGGAGGGGAUGUUGGCGUGGAUGUCGGAGAGGUUUUCGGAGGGGGAGGGCACGUUGAGUGGAGUGGCGGUUGUGGGGGUGGGGAGGAGGGGGGAGUAG